Molecule: messenger RNA, 2288 nt
Organism: Nelumbo nucifera (sacred lotus)
Lineage: Eukaryota; Viridiplantae; Streptophyta; Magnoliopsida; Proteales; Nelumbonaceae
Product: DnaJ heat shock amino-terminal domain protein (DUF1977)
Biological process (GO): cellular response to misfolded protein
Cellular component (GO): endoplasmic reticulum membrane
Molecular function (GO): Hsp70 protein binding
Source: RefSeq, a predicted model, not a curated record
UCAAUUAAUCUUUCUCUCUCUCUCUCUCUCUCUCGUUUGCCGGGUGUUAUUUCUAGUUUCCACUAAAAAAAUUCUUACUGUUUUUUCCCGCUUUUGAUUAAUGUUUCUCUCUUUCCUUUGGCUUGCAUUUCUCUCCCAGGUAAGCUCUAGAUCGGCUUUGAAUUCGGGAUGGGUUUUAUUCUGAUACGACAGCUCAAAUAACUGCAAUUCUAAUCGGAUCGGGAACUUAUAUCUGCAUUCGCGGUAGGGUUUCGGAUAUUGUUGCAUUCCGAUGAAACCCUAAUUCACAUCGCUUAAGUGUGGAAGUUGGUUGAAUACUUGAAAUUCAUGGAUUUGGAUAGUUGAUUAAUUGAUAGAUGAAAUCUGAAUAUAUAUUUCUAGUAGUGGAUUUCGGGUUUGUGGUUUUGUAUAAUUGCUCUUUGGGGGUUGACGGAGUAAUUCACGCUGAAACCCCUACUUAAAUAUUUUCGAGCUUUGUGGCUCUGUGUCUUGGUUUUGAUAUUGACUAUUGUCGGGUUUCAGAUUGCUUGGAGGAGGAGAGAGAUUUGAAGGAUUUGUCUCAUAGGCUUAUCUCAAUUGUUCAGAUCAAAUUUGUUUUUCUUGCCUUCAAUUAGGUUGGUUAUUAUAGCUUUGCACGAAACACUAGUUACUUAGAAUUUGCAUUUUGGAAUUCUGGAAUUUAUAAGAGCGAUAUCCAUCAUGGAUAGCAACAAAGAUGAAGCUUCGAGGUGCAUUAGGAUUGCUGAAGCAGCUAUUGCAUCUGGCGACAAGCAGCGUGCACUGAAAUUCAUUAAAAUUGCACAACGCCUUAACCAUAAUCUGUCUGUUGAUGAUUUAUUGGCUGCAUGCCAGAAGCUAGAGUCUACGGCUUCCACUUCUUCUACUGAGGAAAAACCUAGAGAUCAAAACCAAAAGGAGCCUAACCCCUCUAACCAUGCUGAGUUUUCAAAUGGCGAAAGGAAUUAUACUGAAGAGCAUGUUAGGCUGAUUCGUGAAGUGAAAAAGAACAAAGACUACUAUGCAAUACUCGGAGUGGAAAAGAACUGUUCGGUUGAGGAGAUUAGGAAGGCUUACAGGAAGUUAUCUCUCAAGGUCCAUCCCGACAAGAAUAAGGCACCCGGUUCGGAGGAGGCAUUCAAGAAAGUAUGCAAGGCUUUCAAGUGCUUGAGUGAUGAAGAUUCAAGAAGGCAAUAUGAUCGGACGGGCCUGGUUGAAGAAUUUGAGUACAAUCAGCAGCACAACGUUAGGAGGAGGAGAAGAAGAACCGGUCAUGACUACUUUGAUGAUGAUUUCGACCCUGAUGAGAUAUUCAGAUCAUUCUUUGGUCAGCAAGAUAUGUUUCGGACUGCUCAUGCGUACAGGACUAGAGGAAUGGCGAGUCAUCAAAGGGAAACUACUCAUAGAGAAGGCUCUAAUCUUGUCGUUCUUCUUCAAGUUUUACCGUUCUUGUUUAUCCUCUUGCUAGCAUAUUUUCCUUUCUCAGAGCCUGAUUAUUCUCUUCAGAAGAACUAUUCCUACCAGUUUCCCAAGAUUACCGAGAAACAUGGAAUAGAAUUUUAUGUUAAAUCAUCUGAUUUUGACCAGCAAUUUCCUCCUGGAAGUCCUUCCAGAGCUAACAUUGAGGAUCAUGUGGUGAGAGAUUACAAACAUCUCCUUGGCCGCUACUGUCAUAUUGAGCUACAAAGGCGUCAGUGGAAUAGAAAUUAUCCAAUGCCUAACUGCGAUAAGCUGAAAAAUCUUGGAGUAUUCUGAAGUGGUUAUUUUGGGCAGGUAGAACUUGUUGCUACAUUUGAAGACACAUUUAUACUCAAGUUCAAGUGGGUGCUGGUAGGUGAGUAUUUUCAGGACCCCGCUUAUUAAAACCUAGGCGGUUCACUAUUUGGCUUUUUUCUAUUGUGGUCGAUGAUCACCGAAAUGGGCUGGUAUAGAAGAGAUCAAACAAACAAGACAUAGGACAUCUGCAUCAUACAGGACGCUUGUUUAUGGUAGGAUUAUAUCAAGGACAUGCUCAUGGUGAGUCUUUAUGGUAUGCUCAAUGCUUACUGCAAAAGGCUAUAUUCUAUAACCUAAAAAGUCUGAUUUUUGUGAGAUUCUCAUUUGUUUUGUGGUACCUGUGCAUAUAACAUGCAUUUGUCAACGAGCAACGAGUAUAUCUCAUAAUAGUGUUUCAUAUCAUUUGAAAAUAUGAUGAGCUAGCUCAUUAUCUAAUAAUAUGAUUCAACCUACUUAAAAAUGAAAAUUUGAAACUUCAUGUCAUCUUUUCUUAAAUGAAACAUCUUUGAUUUGAA